ACAAAAAUCGUUUCAAGUUUGUAGGUAGGAAUAAUAUUAAAGUAGCCUGGUAUUCGUAGUGCAUCACAAAUUGGAAUAUCCGAACACGUAUUUUGCCCUUUCCAAAAUAUGAAUGAGGAUAAUGAAACUGGACUAAUUAAAGACAUAUUUACAAAUAAUGAGAAGUGUCUUACAGAUGAGGAAAAGCAACGUUUACAUGAGCAAGAUAAACGAUUGGUAUCUGAUUUUAAAGCAAAAGAGUUGGAACUGCAAGCACAAAGGAAUUGGGAUCUUUUCUAUAAAAGGAAUGAAACUAGAUUUUUUAAAGACCGGCGUUGGACGACAAGAGAGUUUACGGAAUUAUUAUGCGACACUGACAGUGGUACUACCACAAAUUCAAAAAAACGAUAUAUGUUGGAAGUAGGCUGUGGGGUUGGUAAUCUUAUAUAUCCUCUAAUCGAGGAUAAAACUCUUGCAAAUAAAUUUUUCUACUACGCUUGCGAUUUUUCACCUCGUGCAAUAGAAUUUGUACGCACGAAUUCAUUAUACGAUGAAAAUUGUAUGAAAGCAUUUCAAUGUGAUAUAACCACUGAAGAACUAUUAGAUACUAUACCAAAAUCUUCGCUAGAUAUUAUCACAAUGGUGUUCGUCUUGUCAGCAAUAAAUCCGAAAAAGUUUCCAAUUGUUGUGAAGAACUUGAGGGAACUAUUGAAACCAAAUGGCAUUGUACUCUUCCGUGAU
Teleopsis dalmanni is the source of this 720-nucleotide messenger RNA. RefSeq names its product tRNA N(3)-methylcytidine methyltransferase METTL6-like. The record is from RefSeq and is a predicted model, not a curated record. The annotation marks the transcript as partial. Lineage: Eukaryota; Metazoa; Arthropoda; Insecta; Diptera; Diopsidae. The transcript has a single exon.